AGUGUAACGGGGUUUAGGAAACCGGUCCAGUAUGCUCGACCUUACCACCUAAGCGCAGGUUACCGGAGUCAGCAGAUCAGUUCGAUCGAGAGAACGCGUGAACCCACCGGGAGACACAGCGAUGGCUGGACAGCGAAUCACGAGUGGCACACGUAUCCAGAAACCGACAAACCGGAUUGGACAAUAGAACAUAGAGGGCGCACUGGCAACUCGAGAAUCGCUAUUAACGGCAAGUUUCAGAGUGCAAAGCCAAAUAUGAGCGGUCCAAAGAAAUACGGCCAAUCAGAUGCCAAGCACGAAAGAUGUGAUCAUUGCGCGAGACAGGAAGACAGCGACCGAAGAGGAAUAGCAUAACCCAAUGAAAUAAAAGGGGAACGCGACCAAUGAGGUGAACCGAAAAACAGAAGACCCACUGAGAAGGCUCGAAGAUUAACAGUGUUUAUUUCUUUUAAAUAGGCUACCCUAUACUGAAUAAACGCCUGUUUUCCGCCCGCCGCCAUCGUGACUUUUUGAUCGUGUCCGUGUCACAUAACAUGGUGACAGAGGAGAAGAAGAAACCGAUGCCCAAGAUGCAGCUUGCAGUUGGAGGUCAACCGGCGAUUCCGUUUCCAUCCCCUUUGCAGAUGACUGAGUGUUCUCUACCAGACAGUUGGCGGAUUUGGAAGAGCAAGUGGGCGGAUUUCGCAACACUGACUCAGCUGGACGCCCAGCCGAUGAACUACCAACUCGCAAUGUUUAGGCACGCUAUUGGUGACGAUGCAAGGAGGGUUCUUGAAACACUGAAGUUUGGCGACCAGAAGGCGGAUCUUUCCGAAGUGAUGCGGACAUUUGGCGAGUUCUGCGAAGCGCGUGUGAACGAGACCUACCAACGAUAUCUGUUUUUUGGACGCGAUCGUUUACCGGGGGAGUCGUUCGAGAGAUACAUCACAGAACUGAAGCUCCUGGCACGAACUUGCAAUUUCUGUGAAUGCAUGAAGGAGUCACUGAUACGGGAUCGCAUCGUUAUUGGGAUAAGGAACGAUGAACUCACACGCCGGUUUCUGCGACAAAGGAACUUGUCACUGGAACAGUGUGUCGACAUCUGCCUCAGUGAGGCCAGAACAGAUCAGCAAGUCGAACAUCUGCGCGCCGAAAAGAAUACGGAGUUGUUUGCAGUAUCCCGAACCGAGGGACGUAUCCCGAGAUCACCCGAUGAACAGGUAACUGAUUGCCAGUUUUGCGGCCGCAGGCACCAAAAGAAGAAGGAGAGUUGUCCAGCGUGGGGUCGGACGUGCAUGAAGUGCUCCAAGAAAGGUCACUUUGCUCGUUGCUGUAGAUCAUACAGAGUGAGUUCGGUUGCCGACGAUGCCAGAGAACGGGAACAAGAAUUGUUGAUAAACAACAUGGAUGGCCGGGCGAAAAGCAAGUGUGUGUUUGCAACACUUUUGGUUCGAGGACAACCGGUACGUUUUCAGCUAGACUCCGGGGCUGCGGUUAACAUCUUGCCUGAAAAAUACUGCAAGGGGGUGCGAUGUGAAGAAACUCAAAAGUGUCUCAAAAUGUGGAACGGCUCAAGGCUACAACCGAAGGGCAUCGUCAUUUUGGAGACGGUCAAUCCAAAGGAAGGAACAGAGCACCCGCUGGAGUUCCUGAUUGUUUCGGAAGACCUUAUGCCCAUUCUGGGCAUUGAUUCUAUCCAGCGUUUUGGUUUUGUUUCUUUUAACCACGAACGUUUUGUUCAUGCGUGUGACAUCGAGGCAGAUAUUUUUGAUAAGUACUCGAGUGUGUUUGAUGGCGGAGUAGGGAUGUUCGAGGGACCCGCUCACUUAUCGUUAAACGAGCUAGCAACACCGGUGGCGUUACCAGCUAGGAAGGUGCCAAUUGCUUUGCGCGAAAAAUUCUUGAGUGAGUUGCAACGUCUCUGUAGUCUGGGAGUGAUAGCUAAAGUUGACGAACCGACUGAUUGGGUCAGCCAGGUGGCGAUUAUUACAAAAAAGUCAGGCGAGCUGCGUAUAUGCAUUGAUCCGAAACCGCUUAAUGCCGCACUCAAGAGAGAGUAUUUUACGUUACCGACACUAGACGACAUGCUGCCGGUGUUAUGCAAUUCUAAAGUGUUCACGAAAGUCGACCUCGCCUCUGCGUUCUGGCACGUAUCACUAGAUGAUGAGUCAAGCUACAUGACAACUUUCGGAACACCAUUCGGGCGGUACCGUUGGCUUCGUUUACCGUUUGGACUGAAAGUGUCUAGCGAAAUCUUCCAGAAGCGACUAAUGCAAGCGUUGGACGAUCUACAGGGAGUAUUCUGCGUAGCGGACGAUGUGUUGGUUUUUGGCGCUACUCGUGAAGAGCACGAUCAGAACCUUCGUAGCUUUUUACAACGUUGUGUUGAAAGAAACAUCAAACUGAAACGUGAAAAGAUCGAACUACGCAGUACAGAGGUUAUAUUUCAUGGGCAUGUGUUAAGCGCGGAAGGGCUAAAACCAGACCCUGAGAAAGUAAGAGCUAUAAGAGAUAUGCCGUCCCCCACAGAUGUGAAAGCGGUUGGCAGGCUAAAUGGGAUGAUCAAUUAUCUGAGCCGGUUCCUGCCCAAGUUAGCUGAUGUUAUGACACCGAUCAGGAAGUUGACUCAUAAGGGCGAAAGCUGGCACUGGGGUGCAGAACAAGAAGAGGCCUUCCAGGCAAUCAAGGAACUCAUCACUAACGCACCUGUUCUCGCCUACUAUAAUCCGCAACUCUCCCUCGAGAUUCAAUGCGACAGCAGUCAAUUUGGUAUCGGGGCCGUACUCAUGCAGAAUGGGAAACCCAUAGAUUUUCGCAGUAGGACGUUGACAGAGACCGAGCGUCGUUACGCCCAGAUAGAAAAAGAGAUGCUUGCAGUGGUUUACGCCGUCGAACGUUUUAAUGACUAUACAUUUGGCCGGAAGACUACAGUGUUUACAGAUCACAAACCGUUGGUUUCCAUCGCCAACAAGCCGCUACAUGUUGUUCCCCGCCGCUUACAGAGAAUGCUUAUUCGCCUUCAAAAGUACGACCUAGAGAUUGUGUAUCGACCUGGUCCCGAAAUGCAUAUCGCAGACACGUUAUCCAGGGCAUAUCUGUCAGACACACCAGAGGAAGACGAAGAUUCAGAUUUCGUUCAUGCAGCACAACUAGUAGCUGUUACCGAGGAACGAUUGAAACAGCUCCAGCAGUGCACAGAGGAAGAUGAGUUAUGCAAGCUACUGAGGCAGACAAUACUAAGUGGCUGGCCCAAGAACAAGAAAGAUCUACCAGGAGUGCUGACCCCGUUUUUCCAUUUUCGUGAUGAACUCAUUGUCCAAGACGGGUUGAUAUUCAAAGGCAAUAGGAUACUAAUCCCCAAAGCGUUGCAGCGCGCGAUGACAGAGCUUGUCCACUAUGCACAUUUGGGAGUCAACAAUUGUGUGGCCAGAGCGCGAGAGCUAAUGUUUUGGCCGGGAAUGACCAGCCAAAUACGAGAUUACGUCUCAAAUUGUCUGGCAUGCCGAACACACGACGUACGUCAGUCAAAAGAACCGAUGAUGCUCCGUGACGUUCCGGACAGGCCCUGGCAGAUGGUUGCAGUAGACAUCUUCAUCCACGAUGGAAAAAGUUACUUAGUGUUGGUUGAUUAUUUCAGUGACUACUUUGAAAUCGAUGCUCUAGCUACGACCAGUACAGACGCAGUGGUGAAUAAGCUACGAUGUCAAUUUGCUCGUCACGGAAUACCGGAGGUAGUAGUCUCGGACAACGGGCCGCAGUUCGUUAGCGCAGAGUUCCGAGAGUUCAGCAGAAAGUGGGAUUUCCAUCACCGGCUUACUAGCCCAUAUCACAGCCAAUCAAAUGGAAAGGCCGAGUCGGCGGUAAAAGAAGCAAAGAAGGUGCUUACCAAAGCUAAAGAGACUCAGGAGGACCCUUAUAUUAUGUUGCUGGAACGCAGAAACACGCCAUCAACAGAAAUUGGGGCAAGUCCGGUGCAGCGACUCUUCAGCCGGAGGACAAGAACGUUGAUACCAACUGCGUCAAAUCUGCUAACACCUGAAGUAUCACCAGCGACCUCGAUACACGAGCGGUUACGAAACAGAAUGCUUAGGCAAAAGAGAUACUACGAUCGCGGGGCGAGAAAACUCCAACCUCUAGCAUUGGGAGAAGAAGUGUGGGUGCAACCAGUACCAGGAUCAGAGGGACACUGGAGGAAGGGAGUUAUUCAGAGCCGCAAGGGAGAGAGAAGCUACGAAGUGAAGGUUGGGGACACUACAAUUAAGCGGAACCGAGUACAGGUCCGGAAAGCAGGUUGUACGCGUGUUACCCAGAUGGAAAACGGACAACAGCAGCCAAGACAGAUACGCGUCACCCCUGCAGAAGGAAGGAAACUCACACGCAGCGGAAAGCAGUAUGGGACAUACUGCGGCGCAAUCCUAACAAAACAAAAGGAAAAGGAUGUAACGGGGUUUAGGAAACCGGUCCAGUAUGCUCGACCUUACCACCUAAGCGCAGGUUACCGGAGUCAGCAGAUCAGUUCGAUCGAGAGAACGCGUGAACCCACCGGGAGACACAGCGAUGGCUGGACAGCGAAUCACGAGUGGCACACGUAUCCAGAAACCGACAAACCGGAUUGGACAAUAGAACAUAGAGGGCGCACUGGCAACUCGAGAAUCGCUAUUAACGGCAAGUUUCAGAGUGCAAAGCCAAAUAUGAGCGGUCCAAAGAAAUACGGCCAAUCAGAUGCCAAGCACGAAAGAUGUGAUCAUUGCGCGAGACAGGAAGACAGCGACCGAAGAGGAAUAGCAUAACCCAAUGAAAUAAAAGGGGAACGCGACCAAUGAGGUGAACCGAAAAACAGAAGACCCACUGAGAAGGCUCGAAGAUUAACAGUGUUUAUUUCUUUUAAAUAGGCUACCCUAUACUGAAUAAACGCCUGUUUUCCGCCCGCCGCC
This is a messenger RNA of Dicrocoelium dendriticum, 4913 nucleotides long. Lineage: Eukaryota; Metazoa; Platyhelminthes; Trematoda; Plagiorchiida; Dicrocoeliidae. The record is from the annotation of a GenBank genome assembly.